CUUCAACUUUCAGUUUGCGAUGACAAAUUUCGGAAAAAUGUGACUAAUCACUGCGGGGUAUUGCGAGAAUUUAGGUAAUUAAUUAUUAUCAGUUGAUGAUUUAUAAAGUCACAAUAAUAACUCCCAAAUUUAUCAAUGGAAUGAUUAAAUAUUGAAUUCAAUUUCGGUCUUCACGGACAGACAGUUUACAGUUGGAGAAUAGCUAGAUAUAGUACCGGUACUUAGAAUUUCUUGAUCAGUCCCACUCAUUGAUCUCUGUGUUUGCAUCUAGCUUAAUUGAGUGACUUUAUCUGAGAGUGAGACAAGUAAGUCUUGAGACGAGUGACUGACGGCCUCACUCACUGAGCAAUAAUUCAAUGAACAAGUCAAUUUAUUCAUACAGGUAUACUGAGAAACAUAAAGGAUUGGAUAAUACCCAUUUCUGAUAUAGGUUCAUUAGAUUUCAUCAGAAUCGGAACUACUGUAGAACUCGGUCAUUGAACUAGAACUCCUGAACAAGAAAUCGUUCAUUGAACUGAAGUACAUUCAUUGAGCUAGAACUCAUCAUCAAUGGAUAAACCAGAGGUCGAUCAAGCCAUUGCGUCACCUCCUGAGGAGACGGAUGGUAUAGAAGCGGAUGCCAGAGGGUCACAUAGAUCACCCUUCGCGCUCCUCCAUGACAACGCCAGCAGGACCAGAGAAAGAUCUUCAAAGGAAGAAACCUUUAGAUUCCCAGGUUUUCUGGACUCAUUGACAAAUGAAGACACUACCCGUCUACUCUACUACAAUAUGAACCACAAGAAACGUGGCAUGGCCGUUAUCUUUAAUCAUGAAAAUUUUGACUGGCGUACUGGAAUGAACCAGAGAGUAGGAACUAACCAUGAUGUUGACAAUCUCAAGCUUCAUCUAGGACGACUAGGAUUUCAGGUCUUGGUCUUCCAAGAUGCAUCGGCUAAAGAGCUUCGAAGGAAUCUUGAACUCGCCGCUAAAGAGGAUCACACUGAUUACGACUGUUUUAUGUGCGUGUUCUUAACCCAUGGAGAUGACGGUAUCAUAUACGCAAGGGACUCAACAUUGGAAUUACAAGAGCUCUUUGAGUUCUUCAGAGGGGAGAAAUGCCCAACUCUUAUAGGAAAGCCAAAGUUAUUCUUAAUACAGGCAUGUAGAGGAGAGAGACACGAGAUUGGUGUAGAGCCCCCCGAUGUUACAGAUUCCGCUGCACCAGAGGAAGAAUGGGUAACUGUAACGGAUAGCGGCACCAGACCAACUAUCCCCGCAGCAGCAGAUAUGCUCUUAUCAUACUCAGUCGUACAAGGUUACUACUCGCAUCGAGACACAGCGUACGGCUCGUGGUACAUCCAAGCUCUCGCCAAGGUGCUGGCUCUUCACGGUACAACCAUGGAAUUCACCGAGAUCCUCACUCUAGUCAAUCAACUCAUCUCGCAACGUGCCGUGGAACGCUGCUUAGACCAACGCAUGAUAGGCAAGAAACAGAUGCCUUGUUACAUGUCGAUGCUGACAAGGAAGCUGAUAUUCCAUCCCAAGAAAUGAUGUUUGCAAUCCCUUAUAUGGUAGUGUAGCACCAGCGAUAUCCGCAAGCACUAGAAACUGUGCAAUUCUUUUAUAAACAUGUUCCCCAUAUUGUCAAAGAAUGGUUGUUGAGUUGUGACCGUUUUAUUGUUUAUUACAAAAUUAGAUUUCUAAGUUCUAGGAAGAAGCUAAUGUUAUUAUCAACUUACUGUAGGCCCAUAUAAGACCCCUUACAUGUAUAUUCUUAGUUAUUACCUAAAUGUGCACCAUUGCCAAUGAGAUCACUUGAUGACUAUUAUAUUAUUUAUUUUUGUGGAUAUUCAUCAUUAGCAUUUGUAGUCUGGUGGUUAUGACUCAUGCCUUUUAAAGAGAGGGUCAUGGGUUCAAAACCUAGCCAUAAUGUCAUUCAGAAGGAAAUUUAUUCACAUUGUGCUGCACUCAACCCAGGUGAGGUAAAAGGGUAGCUGUUAGGAAUAUUCAUUCCUGAUAUGUUUGUAUCUGCGAAGGGUGUUGCAGUGGGGCUUCAGCCAGGCUAAUGAUGAUGAUGAUAAAUCAUAAUAGUAAUGAUAAUUAAUAGUAAUAAUAGAAAUAAUAAUGAUAAUUAAUAAUAAUGAUAAUAAUAUCAACGAUAAUUUGUGCUCUGCAGAGUGGCUACAAGGCAACUUUUUAAAGUUGCAUUCAUAUCAUUAUUAUGAUUAUCGUUAUUAUUACAAAUUUAUUACCACAAUAUUAAGAAAAACAAGGACAUGUAGGUUACAGUACACCUUGGGGUUCUCUCUCAGGUGCAUAAACAUGAUUAAUACCCUGAUCAAGCAAACACUCAAGCUGCUCUGACAGAGCUUGAAAAAACCCAAGCAAGUGCUUAAACGCACAAGCGAAAUGCUCGCUUUAUGCAUACGCUUUUUAUCAAUAGCUUAACCGUCAAGGAAAUGCUAGCAGUCUGUUAGCGAUUGCUUGAACUUACUAGCAAAAGCAUUUGCUUGCUCAUUUUUAUGCAUACGGAAUCAAGCAAAAGCCUAGCAAAAGCAAUUGCUACUUUUUAUGCAACUGACCCAUUGUAGCCAUGCUAAAGCCGGGAUAUCAGUAUGCAGCGCUUAGAAACAUUGUAGUAAGUGGUAUAUGUUGCAUAUUAAUAUUAUUGUUGUUAUUCAAUAUUGAUUUUACAUAUGCUUUUCCCUUAAUCGAUUUUUUUUUUAUUAAGUGAAUUUGAAUUCUAAAGACAUCUACUGAAUCUUAGAAAUAGGCGAUACAGCUUCAGGUAGAAUUGGUUCAAUAGACAUGUAGCACUACACUGUUGCUGAAAUCAGUAAAAAAAAAAUAUUUCAAAAUGUUACUGCUUGUGAAAAUUUUGAAAUGCCUGUAGAGUUACUUCCAUAUAUAGAUUGUUGAAAUGAAAAGCGAUUACAAGUAAGGCAUCAAAUCUGUGCAAUUUAUAUCUUUAAAAAUGUAGUAUCAAAUCAUUCAUUCUUACCAUUUCAUUUUUUAUGAAUUUAAUGAAAUUCUAUUCAUUUCCUGCCUAAUUUUUUUUUUGUUAAGGUAUGUGAACAUUUAGACAAUUGUCAAUACAAUGAGUAUUCACUCUCUUAUGUUCUAUAUGUUUGUUUCAUUAUGAAGAGGUACAUGUAAUGUCAAUGAUUGCAUUAAAAUCACAAGUUUUUUGUCAAAAAUAACUAUUUAAUCUCUUGCAAGAAAAUGCUGUGAAACUCAAGUCUUGUUUGUGAUGACUUCGCCAGCCAGGGUACGAGUAUGAGUAGCCAUUAUCAUUAGAAGUAAUGAAGUAUUAGUAGUAUUUUGAUUUGCAAUACAAGCCACUGCCUUUUAGUUCUGUUAUUUUCCUUAGUAAUAUAAAAGGAACGUUUAUAUAGAAGGGUAGAGACGUAAUCGAUUGUCCAACUAAGUAGCGUCCUGGAUGAUCGUGGUGUCUCAGCUGCAAUUUGCGCUUAUCAGUCCUUAUCAAUCACAGUUUGAAUUUAUUUUAAUCUAUUGCAGCUCUUUUUCAGACGGGUCUCGGAAGUUCUUCAUCUUUUUCCUUAAAAAAAACAUAUUUUUAAUAGCUUUCCCAAAGCUUUGAAUUUGUAACCCAGUUUUCUCAAGCUCAGUUUAACUUUGAUCAUGGUCUCUCUCUGUGGUGAAAUUAUGGGAAACCAAAAAACGCACAAAUGUCAUCAUUUUGUUUAUUUACAUUGUAUGAUCUCAUGAUUUCAUCUUCGAGAUAGGCUGUAGAGCCCUUUGAAGAUUAUAGCAGAUGAUGUUUACUGUGGUCUUUCCUCAUUCUUUAAUUAUGGGAAGCAAAAAACAUCAUUCUCAGACAGUUAGGAAUGAUUUGGGUGUCAAGUGAGCUGAUAAAUUGAAACUCUGCUGUUAGAGGAUUGUGUCAGAAUUGGCUGUCCAUAGUUAAUCCACAACUUUAGACCAGAGUUUAAAUUAAACCCGAGUUCUGAAUACGGACCAUCUUUUAUCAGUACAAUAGAUAGUUAUGGUUAUAGGCUAUGGCAAGCCACUCUGUCCAGUGCUGACAAAACCUGCAGAGAGCCUACAGUCCCAUACACAACUGGACAUGCAGGCGGGAUCAAGAAAUGUGUUUUGUGUUUGUGUUCCUAGAUAUCAGCACUUGCUAGCUUGAGAAACAAAACAAAAAUGCUCCUGUGAUUAAUAUGCAUUUGGUUAUAAAUGUGUCCAUAGAAAAUAAAAAAAUCAACAUAAUAUACAGUUGUGCUCAAAAGUUUGUAAACCCCACCAGAUGUACUCCUUCAUGCCGAGUGUUGAAUGUAAACAACAACACUACAGCGUUCGGCGGGCCCAGAGAGACAAACUUUAAUUAAUGUAAUAGUUUAUCACCUGACUUCACAAUUAAAUAUCUAAAACAUAGCAGAAGCUCGGAACACAUUAAAUAUGUUCAUUUUCUGGUGGGGUUCACGAAUAUUUGAGCAACACUACAUCAUGUACAGGUUUUUGUAUUGAUAUAGUGCUAUUUUUUUGCUGUUGCUUUCAUUUUAAUUCGAAAUAUAAUUUCUUCAUUGCCAUGUCAUCUUUUGCCUUCUCCAUGUUGCGUUAAGAAUGUGUGUUUGAGAUUUAUUUCUCUAUUUAGCUUGCUCUUGUAUUCAAAGUUAAUAUAUUAUUAUUUCACUGU
This is a messenger RNA of Lytechinus pictus (painted urchin), 4639 nucleotides long. Its product is annotated as caspase-6-like. The record is from RefSeq and is a predicted model, not a curated record. Gene Ontology annotation, cellular component: cytoplasm. The transcript has 6 exons. Gene Ontology annotation, biological process: apoptotic process; positive regulation of neuron apoptotic process. Bases 550 to 1530 code for a protein of 326 amino acids. Lineage: Eukaryota; Metazoa; Echinodermata; Echinoidea; Temnopleuroida; Toxopneustidae.